Humulus lupulus (European hop) is the source of this 751-nucleotide messenger RNA. RefSeq names its product actin-related protein 8-like. The transcript has 7 exons. The coding region runs from base 241 to 723 and encodes 160 amino acids. The record is from RefSeq and is a predicted model, not a curated record. Lineage: Eukaryota; Viridiplantae; Streptophyta; Magnoliopsida; Rosales; Cannabaceae.
AUGCCAACAAAUGUAUACAUAAAUAAUAACCAGGCAAUUAAAAUAUAACUAUAUGCUCCUUGUGGUGUUAUUAUAUAGGAAGGAACACUAGUCAAUACCCAUUUCUUGUUUUCUAUUAUUAUGUUCUUCUCUGUCCUUUGACCAGGUGGCUCUGGCUAUUGCAAAUACGGUUGGAGCAAGUAUGCUGCUCCAUCUGUGCGCUCUGCUACUUUCUUGGAAUUUGGUAACAUUGAGUCUCCAAUGUAUACCAGACUUAGACAGUUUUUUUCCACUAUUUAUAGCAGGAUGCAGGUAAGAGCACCAUCACAGCUAGUGGUUGUGUCUAUACCAAUAUUGCAUUAUGAUGAUACUGAAUCUGCAAAAGCAUCAAGACGGCAACUCAAGGAAGCUAUAUAUACAACACUAUUUAACAUGAAUGUUCCUGCUGUUUGUGCAAUUAAUCAGGCAACUUUAGCUUUGUAUGCUGCUAGAAGAACUUCAGGAAUUGUUGUAAAUAUUGGGUUUCAAGUCACAUCAGUUGUUCCAAUUUUACAUGGUAAAGUAAUGCGCAAAGUGGGUGUGGAGGUUGUGGGACUGGGAGCACUAAAACUUACCGGGUUUCUUAAGGAGUUGAUGCAGCAGAACAAUAUUAGUUUUGAAUCGCUGUACACCAUUCGCACUUUGAAAGAGAAUCUCUGUUAUGUUGCCUAUGAUUAUGAGGCUGAGCUACUCAAAGAUACAUGAGCAUCAUCUGACGCAGCAGGAGAAGGUC